AUGAGCGGUGGCCAAUACUUCUCAACGUACGUAGAAGACUUGGAGCAGGAUCCUUUCGAUGCGAUGGAUUUUGUAGAGCGACUUGCUUGGAGAAUGACAGGAGGAUCCGAAACAAUAUCAGAUCCCAUAACGCUGAAGAAUAAAUUUGAGGAAGAGAUAGGAAGUUUGCAAAUGCUGUGUGAACAGUUUCAAAGCAAGAUAAAUAAUCUGGAGAAAGAACUUGAAAGAGAUAAAACUGAUUACGUGAAGAAAUUACAAAAUCUAUAUGAAAAGAAUGGUGACGCUUUAGAGAAAAUGAAACAAUUGGAUUCCACUAUGCAAAACGUGUCUGCAAAAGUUGUUCAUCUAGGAGAUCAGUUGGAGUCUGUGCACAUUCCGAGAUCUAGAGCUAACGACGCUCUUCAACUUAUCCAGCAUUUUGACGAAUUCUUGUCUGAGCAGCCUUUGAAUUCAAUAAUUUUUACCGAUCCAGAUAAAUUGUUGGAAUCAGCUGAUUUAAUUCAAAAGCUAUACUCUAUAUCACAAGAACUCUCCCAUGAAAAGUUUGCGCAUGUUCAAAAUCGUAUAGCACACAGAUACAAAGAAGUGGAAAACUUAUUAAUGGAGGAGUUUGUGCGCGCCCAGAGAGAUGAAAAAAAGAUGUCCGAAGUUGCUAAAAUUUUGAGCGAGUUUAAGGGAUACUCGGACUGUGUUGAUGGCUAUGUUGAAUAUAUUCAAAGUCAUUCCCACAGCAGAAACGGAGAUGUUUUUGCGGAUGCUCUGCAACUAGUAAAUCAUUAUAAACCGAAAAUAGAAUCAAUAUUCCCAUCACCAACUCAAGUGAUUCAAAAAUUAGUUUUGAAUGUUUUUUCGGGAAAAAUCAAAGAAAAUGUCUAUGCGAGACUGAGAGAUUGUAAAGAGUGUAACGACAACGAAGGAUACCUAACGGGUUUGGCACAUUCUUUCUCUAGCGCUCUCAAAUUAUGUAAAGAGCUGGAGCAGUUACAAGUGAGCUCAGACUCUUCGUUUCUGCAAACUCUGACUCGAGGAAUUUUCGACAGAUAUCUUUCAACUUAUGCAAAAGAAGAGUUGGAAUAUCUGAAUAGCCAAUGUGCUUCUAUCCUAGGAACGUUCUAUAAAUUCUCAGGCCAUAUAAAAAAACAAAUCCAAAGCGGAGGUUUUCAAGAGCUGAAGCGUGAUGUCCAAGCCAGGUUAUUGCCUGUGGAAACAUAUGGUGGAAAAACAUUUUUAUCCGAGGAUGUUGCGAUCAGUAUACUACAAGAAACGAAAAAUGCUUUUUCUAGAACUUCACAACUAUGUAGAAAAAGUGAUAUUCCACAAGUUGUCGAUAGCAUUCUGGAUGUGCUAUUGAAAUAUUUAUAUUUUGAACACUUGGAUUAUGCAGUUGAACUUGCCAUAGCUGGUAUAACACUGGUGGCGGAACCGAAAACUGAACCUCCCCCAUAUAUAUUUUCCGUUGUUGCUCAGAAUACUGCAAUUGUAUUAUUGUUGAUAAAACAAUAUGAAGACUCGGUUUAUCCUUCAGUGAAGAACACCUCAAUCGAACAAGCUGUAGCUAAAAAAUGGGCAACCGCACUCCUCUCUUUAGAGCAGAAGAUUAAUUUAGGAUUAGAACGGCAACUGAAUGCGAUAAUUGGUUAUUGUCGCUAUAUUUUGAAUACAGAACAGAAGAAAACGGAUUUUCUGAAGUCAGAUAAGGAGCAGCUCAAUCUCGGUGGAUCCAUAGCCUGUCAACAGGUUUUGAAAUUUCUCAAGCUUCAACAUACUGCAAUGGAAAGAGGCUGCGACGGAGAAAACUUGAUUGUUUUACAAUCGGAGCUCGCAUCACGCCUUCAUAAAAUGCUUGUGAAUCAUGUACAGCAAUUUAUGUAUGACUCUGCAGGAGCUAUGUCAUUGUUGUGUGAUCUGAAUGUUUACAAACAAUAUAUCCUAACAUGGAAAUGUAAUGAAGCUAAUGCUCUUUUCGACGGUCUACUUGCACUAGCCAAUCUCCUAGUGGUUCUUCCUGAAAACUUAGCUGAUGCAGCUAACAGUGCUGUCUUGGCUGAUGUAAAUCGUUCUCUCAUUCAUGAUUUCUUGAAACUUCGUCAAGACAGAGGAUUCAGAGUUAAUACUAGUCCUAAUGCAUAUUAA
This is a messenger RNA of Auanema sp. JU1783, 2133 nucleotides long. Lineage: Eukaryota; Metazoa; Nematoda; Chromadorea; Rhabditida; Rhabditidae. The record is from the annotation of a GenBank genome assembly.